Molecule: messenger RNA, 1568 nt
Organism: Pelecanus crispus (Dalmatian pelican)
Lineage: Eukaryota; Metazoa; Chordata; Aves; Pelecaniformes; Pelecanidae
Gene: BLK
Product: BLK proto-oncogene, Src family tyrosine kinase
Biological process (GO): protein phosphorylation
Molecular function (GO): ATP binding; protein binding; protein tyrosine kinase activity
Source: RefSeq, a predicted model, not a curated record
AUGGGGUUGUUUGGAAGCAAAAAUCAGCUGAUGUCCGAUGAGAAACACACUUCUGGAAGCCACCCAAAAACCAAGAGGAAACCUCCUCUCGCUCCACCCAAGGGCAGACAAUUUAUCAACAACUCUCAUCUAAACCAAGCCUCUGUACAAGAUAACUUUGUUGUGAUUGCACUGUACGAUUUUGCUGCCUCAAGUGACCGUGACCUGCAGCUGGUCAAGGGCGAGAAACUCCAAGUCCUCUCCAACGAGGGGGAGUGGUGGUUGGCAAAAUCCCUCAGCAGCGGGAGGAAAGGCUACAUCCCCAGUAACUUCGUCGCGCAAGUGGACAGUUUGGAAGAAGAAAAGUGGUAUUUUAAAACUCUGAGCAGAAAAGAUGCUGAACGGCUGCUGUUGUCUUCUGGUAACAAAGUUGGUUCUUUCCUUGUCCGAGAGAGUGAAACCAACCAAGGUGCCUAUUCCUUGUCCGUGAGAGACAGUAACUCUGCUCAUGGUGACAUCAUCAAACACUACAGGAUCCGCUCCUUAGAUGGUGGGGGGUAUUACAUCUCCCCCAGGAUGACUUUCUCCAGCCUGCCAGAGCUAAUCCAUCAUUACAGCCAGAAAGGGGAUGGCCUGUGUCAGCGGCUCACAGCUCCCUGUGUAUCCGUGGUUCCCCAGAGACCCUGGGCACAGGACGAAUGGGAGAUCCCACGGGAGUCUCUGAAGCUUGUGAAGAAACUUGGCAGUGGGCAGUUUGGGGAAGUGUGGAUGGGCUACUACAAGAACAACAUCAAGGUGGCUGUGAAGACCAUGAAGGAGGGCAGCAUGGAUCCUGAUGCCUUCUUGGCAGAGGCAAACUUGAUGAAGAGGCUCCAGCAUAACAAACUGGUCCGGCUAUAUGCAGUAGUCACGAAGCAGCCAAUCUAUAUCGUGACAGAGUACAUGGCCAAUGGGUGUUUGCUGGAUUACUUGAAGACAGAGGAAGGAUGCCAACUGAAUCUCCCAAAACUCAUUGAUAUGUCUGCUCAGGUGGCGGAGGGAAUGGCGUACAUCGAACGAAUGAACUCCAUCCACCGCGACUUGAGAGCUGCCAACAUCCUCGUCUCAGAGACACUCUGCUGCAAAAUUGCUGAUUUUGGCCUGGCCAGGAUCAUCGAGAACGAAUACUUGGCACAAGAAGGCGCCAAAUUCCCCAUCAAAUGGACAGCGCCGGAGGCCAUUAACUUUGGAGUUUUCACCAUCAAAUCUGACGUGUGGUCUUUUGGGAUCCUCCUGACAGAAAUCAUAACCUACGGCAGGAUCCCUUACCCAGGGAUGACCAACCCCGAGGUGAUUCGCAACCUGGAGCGGGGCUACCGCAUGCCCUGCCCGGACAUGUGCCCUGCGGAACUCUACAACAUCAUCCUGAAAUGCUGGCGAAACAAGCCUGAGGAGCGCCCCACCUUCGAGUACCUGCAGUCGGUCCUCGAGGACUUUUACACUGCCACAGAGAAGCAGUACGAACCAGAGCCUCAGCAGUAAGCCACAGUCCCACCAGCGCCUAGGGACAGAUCUGGAGGAAAGCCACCAUCCCACACAGCCCGGCGAUG